This is a messenger RNA of Ichthyophthirius multifiliis, 339 nucleotides long. Its product is annotated as myb-like DNA-binding domain protein. NCBI's taxonomy places the organism in Eukaryota, Ciliophora, Oligohymenophorea, Hymenostomatida. The record is from RefSeq and is a predicted model, not a curated record. The transcript has 3 exons.
AUGUUAAAUGCUUAAAAUAUACCUUAUAUUAAAAAAGGUCCAUGGGAAAAAGAAGAAGAUGAAAAAAUUUUUAAAUGGGUAAAAAUAAAUGGACCAUAAAAAUGGCAAUAAUGUUCAGAUACUAUACCAGGAAGAAAUAGUAAAUAAUGCAGAGAAAGAUGGUUUAAUGGUUUAAAACCUGAUUUAAAAAAGGAAAUUGGACUAUAGAAGAAGAUUAAAUUAUAUUUUAAGGAUAUUUAGAUAAUGGAUCAGCAUGGAGUUUUAUAUCAAAAUAAUUAAAAGGAAGAACUGAAAAUGCAAUAAAAAAUAGAUUUUAUAGCACAUUUAGAAAAUUAAUGA